AUGGUGCAUUCUAAGGAUGCCUUCCUCAUGGCACGUCAACUAAUCAAGGAAGAGGGAUUGAUGAUAGGACCGUCAUCAGGCGCAGCGGUAUUUGCCGCACUAAAGCUGGCUGAAUCCUUGCCGGAAGGCAGCAAUGUUGUGGUGGUGGCAGCUGAUGGAAUUAGGAAUUAUAUGAACGAGUUCAUCGAUCAGGAGUGGCUUUUGAAAAACAAAAUUAUUGCUCACAUUGAAGAAGAAGACUACAAAGCCAAAAGAUACCUUUGA
This is a messenger RNA of Cooperia oncophora, 264 nucleotides long. NCBI's taxonomy places the organism in Eukaryota, Metazoa, Nematoda, Chromadorea, Rhabditida, Trichostrongylidae. The record is from the annotation of a GenBank genome assembly.